Messenger RNA from Colletotrichum scovillei, 1794 nucleotides. RefSeq names its product FAD binding domain-containing protein. The transcript has a single exon. Gene Ontology annotation, biological process: steroid metabolic process. The record is from RefSeq and is a predicted model, not a curated record. Gene Ontology annotation, molecular function: FAD binding; Delta24(24-1) sterol reductase activity. Bases 141 to 1586 code for a protein of 481 amino acids. Gene Ontology annotation, cellular component: cytoplasm; membrane. Lineage: Eukaryota; Fungi; Ascomycota; Sordariomycetes; Glomerellales; Glomerellaceae.
AUGACAUCUUGACAAUUGACUUUCCGUUCUCCGGAACCCCAGAUCUCCAAGCUGUCGUCGGAUCGCAGCUUCGAGGAUUGUCUUCAGCAGAGUUUCCGUUCUGCAGCUUUUCUCGCUGUCAGCUUCCGGGCCACACUCAAAUGGAAGACCAUAACGCAGCGGUCAAGCGCAUCGCUGAGGUCGUAAAGGACUUCCACUCGCGCCGGGAACCUUUCCGCAUCUUCCACGGUUCCACAAGCAGCACCAGACCCGCCCACCAUCAGCGCGUCGUCGAUAUCAGCGAGCUGCAUCAUGUUCUACACAUCGAUACUGCGGCCGCCGUCGCCGUAGUCGAGCCCAAUGUCCCCAUGGACCAGCUCGUCGCAGCCACCUAUCGGUGCGGAUUUGUCCCGCCUGUCGUUAUGGAGUUUCCGGGCAUCACUGUCGGCGGCGGCUUCGCCGGGUCAGCCGGAGAGAGCAGCUCUUUUCGCUACGGAUAUUUUGACCAGACAGUGCAGUCUGUAGAAAUGAUCCUCGCGAGUGGGGAGGUCGUCAAUGCCUCCCAGACCGAGAAUCCAGAUCUCUUCAAGGGUGCGGCAGGGGCCCUGGGGACCCUUGGUAUCGUCACAAAACUGGAGCUGCGUUUGCUAAAGGCCAAGCAAUUCGUCAAGCUCAGCUAUCACUCGUACUCGACGAUUCCGGAAACCGUUGCCGCGAUACAACGGGAGACGAAUCUGGCGCACAAUGACUACGUCGAAGGAUUAGUCUUCUCGAGGACGAGCGCCGCUGUUGUUACGGGUCAUAUGACAGAUGAUCUGCCCGACAAAUGCCAGCCACAGACGUUCAGUAGAUCCAAGGAUCCUUGGUUCUAUCUGCAUGCACGGAAGCGAAUUACAAAUGGCACACCGACGCCGGAUUAUGUACCGCUGCAGGAUUACUUAUUUCGCUACGACCGGGGUGCAUUCUGGAUGGGCGAGCUGGCCUUCAAAUACUUCGGCUUCGUCCCCUUCAAUCGACUCACUCGGCGGGCUCUGAACCGACUCAUGGACACGAGGACACUAUACAAAGCCGGCCUAAGCGGCAACAGCCGAAUGACGUUCAAAUAUACGGUUCACGACCUAUCGCUGCCAUACACCACAGUCCAAGAAUUCAUUGACUACGUGGCAGACAAUCUCGAAAUAUGGCCACUCUGGCUCUGCCCCCUGCGUGCCACUGAGACCGUCGGCUUCCACCCCUACACGAUGGAGCCUGGAGGAGAGACGCCGCAACCGAUGCUCAAUGUGGGCGUGUGGGGAGCGUCGUCAAAGAAGAUUGACAGGUUCGUCCGUCAGAACCGAGAUCUCGAGGCGAAGGUCAUGGAGCUAGGCGGGCGCAAGGUGUUGUACUCUCACGCGUACUACACGGAGUCGCAAUUCUGGGACGUAUACGACAAGGAUUGGUACACAAAACUGCGAGAUCGGUACAGCGCGACGAGUUUACCGACGGUUUAUGACAAGAUUACGGUAGAUGUGAGCAAGGAACGAAGGAGAAAGUCGUUGAAAGACAGGCUGGCAAUCACGUGGCCGGUCGCUGGCCUCGUCGGUGUUUGGUCUGCAAUACGCAAGUGAGAGCAGAGCACUUCAUACGGCCGACCAGGGAAUGGUGGUUUGAUGUCUAUGGGUCAUGAUCAUUACGCGGUGUCAUUCUUUGGAUGCUUGUGAUGUGUUAUGAGAGCAUGCUGCCAUGAUGGUGUGGAAUGUCUAUGUUGGUGUGGAUAAUAUGUGUUCUUUUGGCGUCAAAUGUUUCUGCAUCCUGCAUACUGAGCGGAGUUCGGGC